UUCUCCCUAUUUUCCCAGUAUUGAACCUUUUUUUUGGGGGGGAGGGAUCCUCUGCACAACUACGGCAGGAUAACGGCUGUACUUUUCGAGUAGUGCUGUUCGGGUCGAGCAGACGGCAGAGUUGGAGAGAUUCUAAAAGGGGAGACUCAAAAAUAGCUUCCAAAGGCGAUUAGCUAUGACGGGAGGAAACACUGGGGCUCCGCGGGAAUCUACGUAAAAAUAAGAGGAUGAGGAGGAUUCCUCCGGUGUGGGCGCUGGGCGCUUGCCAGACUGGGUGAAGGCAGAACCGUGAGCUGAAGAAAAACCCUCCGCCCGGGGCUGCAGAGUAGGACCUCCGUGCAGGUUCACGCGGCCUUUGCCAAGGUGGAGCUUCCUGACCCAUGGAGAAUUACUUCCAAGCCGAGGCCUUCAACCUGGACAAGGUGCUGGACGAGUUCGAGCAGAACGAAGAUGAGACGGACACGUCAAUUCUCUCGGACGCCAAGUGGACGCAGAUCCUGGCUCCGCCCACCCACAUGCUCUCCCUGAACCCCGCUCUGGCCCACGCAGACAUCAGCCCCCGGGAGAGCCCGCUGCCCUUCAAGACCCUUCCCGACCCGUCCAGCACCUCCUCAGGGCCCGACCCCAAAAGGCCAGCGGGUCCCGAGCAUCCACCCUGGGCGGAGGAGAGGCCGGCGGACGUCCACAGCCCGCCUCUCCCUCAGCCCAACAUCGGCAAGCUGGUGGGCGCCGACGACGUCUCGCCAUGCGCCGUCGUGGAGAACGGCUGCACAGGAAGCCCACAGACCGGUUCUCCUGCUGAGGUCCAGCUUGGUAGCGAGGAGGAACCUUCGUCAGUGGGCAGUGGAGGCUCUCGCUUCACGUUUGAGAUGGGAUUAGCAGAGCAACGGACUCUUUCUGAGGAUAAUCCUCCACAUGUGACUCAAAAUGGAGGAGAGUUGAAAGAUGAGAACCGUUCUGCUGUUUUGCAGGACUUUGAGGAGGAAGGAAAAAGUUUAAAUUCGGAGGAGCUCGGAGGAAGCGUGAACGGGAGUCAGACUGUCCAGGCGGAGGUGGAGGAGAACAGUUUGUCUACUGAUGGCAGGGACCGAGCGCAGGACGACGAGGAGGAGGAGGGGAGAAAAUGUGCUGAAAAUGGACAAACGGAGCAGAAAGUUCGAACAGGGAUCCUUCCCAACGGUCUGGAGAUGGAGAAUGGAAGCAGCUUAAAGGUCAACGAAGCGGAGGACACCGAGGACUUUUCUCCGUCUCCCGUCCCGUCCAAGGAGGACUCUGUGACCGAAGAGAAGGAGAUGGAGGAGAGCAAGCAGGAGCUGAGCGACGGCGGGUCCGGCGGCGUCCAAACGAAGCUGAACAACAGCCGGCUGCAGCCGGUGAGCGUUCCCUACGGAGGAGCGCGGCCCAAGCAGCCAGUCAGCCUCAAGCUGCAGAUCCCGCAGCCGCUGUCCGGCCAGGUCCAGAACCAGCUCGGCACCAAGAACAAGAACAUGGACAGCAGCUGCCGCAGAGGCACGCCCACCGACCCGGCGCCGGGCGGGACGGGCCAGAGUUCGCUCAAUGGAAACGGAGGAACCCUCUCUCCGUCGCUGACUGCGUCCGAGAGCCCUGACAACGACCUUCAGGCCGGGCAGCAGGGGGCGCUGUGCAGGAUGGCCGCCAGCUCGCUGGGAGAGGUGGCUCCUGUGUGGGUGCCCGACUCGCAGGCUCCGGUCUGCAUGAAAUGCGACGUCAAGUUCACCUUCACCAAGAGGAGGCACCACUGCAGGGCCUGCGGCAAGGUGUUCUGUGCAGCGUGUUGCAGCCUGAAGUGUAAGCUGCUCUACAUGGACAGGAAGGAGGCCCGCGUUUGUGUCACCUGUCAUUCUGCCCUGACUCGCGUUCAAUCAGCGGAGACGCCGGCUACUGCAGUCAAUCAGAGUCCAAACCCGAACAACCCGGCGGAGUACUGCUCCACCAUCCCCCCCCUGCAGCAGGCGCAGGCGUCUGGGGUCCUCAGCUCGCCGCCUCCCACCGUCAUGGUGCCCGUGGGAGUCCUGAAGCAAACCGGCAAUGAAGGCUCCCUGUCGCGGGACCAGAGGAGGGUUUGGUUCGCCGACGGGGUUCUUCCAAACGGAGACGCAGCAGAGUCCUCCAAGCCGCCGUCCUCCGGCUCGGCGUCCUCGCAGUCACGGGUCGCCUCCGCCUGCUCCAACAAGUCCGCCACGGCAGAGGCCUCAGAGGCGGCCCAGACCCCCGCUGCGCCGGCGGGCAGCCCCGUGGGCAGCUCCCUCAGCCUGAUCCCGGAGGACGGGCUCCCUCCCAUCCUCAUCUCCACCGGAGUCAAAGGAGGUACGGGAGGCCACAUCACAGAUUACGCCGUGGAGGAGAGACCGUCGGAGAUCGUCCUCAUGCAGCAGCUGGAGGAGGGAGGCCCGGACCCCCUGGUGUUUGUGCUCAAUGCUAACCUGCUAGCCAUGGUCAAGCUGGUCAACUAUGUUAACAGGAAGUGCUGGUACGUGACGACUAAAGGCAUGCACGCCGUCGGCCAGGCCGAGGUCGUCAUUCUGCUGCAGUGUCUGCCUGACGAGAAAACCAUCCCCAAAGACAUCUUCACACACUUUGUGCAGCUCUACCAAGAAGCCCUAAGCGGCAACGUGCUGAGCCACCUGAGUCACUCAUUCUUCACCCAGAGCUUCCUGGGCAGCAAAGAGCAUGGCGGCUUCCUCUACAUCAGCCCGUCCUUCCAGUCGCUGCAGGACCUGCUGCUGCCCAACCCGCCCUACCUCUUCGGCAUCCUCAUCCAGAAGUGGGAGACGCCGUGGGCCAAGGUCUUCCCGAUCCGCCUCAUGCUGCGGCUGGGAGCAGAGUACCGAUUUUAUCCGUGUCCACUGUUCAGCGUUCGCUUCAGGAAACCUCUAUUUGGAGAAACCGGGCACACCAUCAUGAAUCUGCUAGCGGAUUUCCGUAACUACCAGUACACUCUGCCGGUGGUGAAAGGUCUGGUUGUGGACAUGGAGGUGAAGAAGACGAGCAUCAAGAUCCCCAGCAAUCGAUACAAUGAGCUGAUGAAGGCCAUGAAUAAGUCCAACGAGCACGUUCUGGCCAUGGGGGCGUGUUUCAACGAGCGGGCCGACUCCCAUCUGGUGUGCGUCCAGAACGACGACGGGAACUACCAGACGCAGGCCAUCAGCAUCCAUCACCAGCCGCGCAAAGUUACUGGAUCCUGCUUCUUUGUUUUCAGUGGUGCGUUGAAAGCCUCGUCCGGCUUCUUGGCUAAGACCAGCAUAGUAGAAGACGGUGUGAUGAUCCAGAUCACAGCGGAGACCAUGGACUCUCUACGGCAAGCCCUGAGGGACAUGAAGGACUUCACCAUAACCUGCGGGAAGGCGGAGCAGGAGGAGAACCCGGAGCUGGUCCACAUCCUGUGGACCGAAGACGACCAGAACUUCAACAAAGGCGUCAUCAGCCCGAUCGACGGGAAAUCCAUGGAGUCCAUCACCAGCGUGAAGAUCUUCCACGGCUCCGAGUUCAAAGCCAACGGCAAGGUCAUCCGCUGGACCGAGGUGUUCUUCCUGCAGAGCGAGGACCAGCCCAGCGGGCUCAGCGACCCGGCCGACCACAGCCGGCUGGCGGAGAACGUGGCGCGGGCGUUCUGCAUGGCGCUGUGUCCGCACCUCAAGCUGCUGAAGGAGGACGGCAUGGCCAAGCUCGGCCUGCGGGUCACGCUCGACUCUGACCAGGUGGGNNNCCUGGCAGGAAGUAACGGCCAGCCCCUCCUCCCUCAGUACCUGAGUGACCUGGACAGCGCCCUGAUCCCCAUCAUCCACAGCGGGGCGUGUCAGCUGAGCGAAGGCCCCGUCGUCAUGGAGCUCGUCUUCUACAUCCUGGAGAUCAUCUCCUAGGAGACACAAACACUUCUUCUUCUUCUUUCUUUUUUAGCACCAUCUCACAGCCUGGUCCUCCUCCUAUGUCCCUCCAACCAUUCGCGCCUCAAAAAGAACCAGAAAACUGUGCCGGUCCGGCCCGGGUCGGUCCGGUCCGGGUAGCAUUCCUCCAGUCCAACCUAUGCAUCCUCCGCCGUCUGCUUCCAUCCAGAGGUGAAGCUCCGAGCAGAGAGUCUGUCCCGACCGCCACGCUGCGGCCUCCGAAGGGUUAAACUCAUGAACACCUGAGUGGCGUUCGCCCCGCCGCCUCCUUCAAAUCCAGACAAGUUGGUGUCAAACUUUUGUGCUGCAAAACUUUUCAUUUGUACCACUGUAAUUUUAAAGAUGAUAAAUGUUUCCAGAGGUCAUGAAAGGUCAACCGCCCACCAACUUCCUCAAGUCGGACCAAAUUCCAUGUCGGUCAACUCGGCUACGUUUGUGCAGCAAAAAUUAAUUUGUGCUGCUUUUGCGUUGAAGAUAUUAGUGGAAGUCACAUUACCCAGACACGUCAUUGGUGUCAAACGUUUGUGCUGCAAAGAUGUUCAUUUGUGCCGCUAUCAUUUUAAAGAUAUUUCCAGAGGUCGUGAAAGGUCAACCAGCCUCCCAUCUUCUUCCAAUCUGACAGAAAUCGAUCAACAUGACUUCGUUUCUGCUGCAAAAAGUUUCGUUUGUGCUGCUUUUGCUUUGGAGAUAUUAAUGAAAGUUCCAACAAAAUCAGCAUCGGAUGUUUUUUGCUGUAAAAAAUGUAAUUUGUGCCGUAGGUUUGCAGAGGUCAUCAGAGGUCAACCAGCCUCUCGCUCACAUUCACCAAUUCAAACGAACUUGAUGUCGAUCAACUCGGCUACGUUUGUGCAGCAGAAAUCUAGUUUGUGCUGCUCUGGAUUUGCAGGUAUUGAUGAUGACCUCUGACCUCUGGAACUUUUUUUAUUAUCUUUAAAACAAUAGCGGCACAAACAAAUCGAUUCUGUUAGAUCUGGAGAAGACGAUCUGGGGGUGAACGUCACUCCGGCUUAAUAAACUGAUCCAUCGGUUUUUAUUAAAAUACAAAUAUGAACUGAGGUCAAUUAACGUCGUUAUGCUCCAAAUUAUUAACUUUACUAAUCCAAAUAAAAAACCCACUUUAAAAAACAAUUCAAAUCAGAUGCCAAAUUUUAUUAUUUCUCGUGAAAUUUACAUUUAUUUUGUAGUAAUUUAGAUAAAAAUACUCAGUGUGUUGCCAAAAGUGUCCAGCUUUACCGCAAUACAAACUAAUUUAUGUUUUAUUAGGAUUUUAUGUGAUGGACAAACACAAAGUGGAGCAUAAUUUCAUCAGCUUCAUUUUUUGCCAAAAGUGAUUUGUACCACAAAAAAAAUAAAUUACUUACUUCGUCCAUUUUUAUAAAACUUAGAUGCUAUUGGUAAAUCAUCAAAUCUGGCCGCCACAAGUUACUAUGUGGCUCCCCAAACUCAGUAGACAUAAGAAAAAAUAGUUGUGUUUAAAUAUAGUUUUAUUAAUGCAGUUUGUAUUGUUUAUACUGCUAAAUUACAUCAAUCUCUUCUAAUUUUUCAUGCAAAAAUCAACAAAUCCCCAAAUUGUUUCAUGCUAAUGCAUAAUUGUGUUUACUACAAGUUUUCAGCAAGAAAAUGACAAAAAAGGGUUGUAGUGACCAACUCUCACCAGCAGGUGUCAGUAUUGUCCUUUACUUUAUGUCCAGUUCCAGUAGUAAAGUAAUAUUUAGCAUAAGAGCAAAUAUUUCUAAAUUAGCAUAAAAAAUUCUGCGUUUUUGAUGUCAUAAAAAAAAUCACAAAACUUUGAAAGCCAAAAAAUAAAUACAUAAACUUAGUAACAGAUGUGUGAUGACAUCAUUAGUUUGAGGUCCUCAGUGUGGCUUUCCGGACAGACCCGACGGCUCCUCUGCUUCUUGUCGGACGUUUGCUCCGAUGUCACUGUGUCAGCCAGAUGAAGCGAUGCAUUCUGGGUAAAAACCUGCCUCUGUGUAGCAUGGAUGCUGCUGAAGGAAUCGUUGGAGGUGGAGGACGGUGCGUUCGUGAGGAGAAACGUUUUUUUUUGUUGUUGUUUUUUGUUUUGCACCAUGGUGCUCAGUGCCUGCAGCAGAGCGUCAUCAAGGGAAGAAGAUUUGUCGGCUUAACUUUAAGCUUUACUCAUCGUCGCCAAAUUCUGCAUAGACUUGUAUAUAUUUUUUUAAAGAGGAGCCGUUUCUUCCCUACGCUAUCGUCUGUGUCCUCUUACGAAACGUCUAAAAGUCCCGCCGUACUUUCCGUUUCUUCAGCUGCAUCUCAUUUAGUCUAUUCAAAUCAUGCGAACAACUGUUAAAAAUGUAAAAAUAUAUAAAUAUAUACAGUAUAUAUAUAUAUAUAAAGAGAUAUAAAAACUAAUUGCAGAAGCAGUGCACUGGAGUCUAAGCCAUUUAAGUUGAGCGCCGCGUUCUGGGAAGAAAAGGUAACUUCAGAAAUUCACUGACUGAUCCGAGGCUGAAUGUAUCUCCGCUCCGCGUUCUGCUUCCUCCC
Molecule: messenger RNA, 6410 nt
Organism: Poecilia reticulata (guppy)
Lineage: Eukaryota; Metazoa; Chordata; Actinopteri; Cyprinodontiformes; Poeciliidae
Source: RefSeq, a predicted model, not a curated record